Messenger RNA from Trypanosoma rangeli, 783 nucleotides. RefSeq names its product syntaxin. The transcript has a single exon. Bases 1 to 783 code for a protein of 260 amino acids. Gene Ontology annotation, biological process: vesicle fusion; vesicle-mediated transport; intracellular protein transport. NCBI's taxonomy places the organism in Eukaryota, Euglenozoa, Kinetoplastea, Trypanosomatida, Trypanosomatidae. Gene Ontology annotation, molecular function: SNARE binding; SNAP receptor activity. The record is from RefSeq and is a predicted model, not a curated record. Gene Ontology annotation, cellular component: SNARE complex; endomembrane system; membrane.
AUGGAGGAUCCCAGCUGGCGACGGAACUGUGACCUCCUCACAGAUGCACUUCAGUCGCUGGAUCGCAGCACGUCGCAGAUACGGCGGAGCACGAACAAACUCACAACGCUGCGGGACAUUGCAAGGGAGCGGGAGCGGGUGAAGCAGGUAACAGGCAGCACGAAUGCCAAGGAGGUGCACAGCAUACAGGAUGCAUUGGGGCUCAUGGAAAAGUACAUGCGGCUUAACCCCGCCCAGCUGCGGGGGCAGGGCGUCAAGCUCACCACGGAGGCAAAGGUCGCCAUGGAGAGAUACCAGAAUUCAUGUGACGCGUUCUACAAAAAAUGUAUUAGCGUCGAGCAAUCCCUGCGAUCCUCACAGGGGACGACGCAUGUGAAGGUGUUGCCGGGAAGCCAGGUGAGCAGCGAUGCCGACGAAGCAGAUGAGACUAGUGACCUGCUUCAAAAGGGUGCGGCGGGCGCACUCACGCAGAAGGAAAUCUUUGAGCGCGACCUGCACGACGAUAUCAUGGCGGAGCGGCGACGGGAGACCUUAGAGAUUGCCGACAAUGUAAAGGACAUUAACGAGAUAUUUAACCACAUUCAUCUCAUGGUGGAAGAACAGGGAGACUCUCUGGAUGUCAUUGAGGGAAACGUUGGCAUGGCUCAACAGGCCACAAGAAACGCAGCGCAGCAUUUGCGGCAAGCCCAGCAGUAUCAGGAGACUCCCAAGCGCAACAAAUUCCUGCUUCUUUUUGCUUUUGUGCUGGCGUUUAUAGUGUUUUUUACGGUAUUAUUCCACUGA